CCUCUACUGUUAUCAAGAAUUUCAAACUUAAUGGCAAUACAUUAACACUUGAGGUAUGCUCGAAUACAAUGAAUUCUUGAUUUUCCAGACAAAAGGACAAUCCAUGUACUAGAACAUAUGCCAAGAAUCAUUUUCUACAACCAGCAAAAGAAAAUAGUUCUGACGUAGCUCAGUGCUUUGAAUUUGAAGGAACCAAGUAAGCAUCGUUCUAAAUCUUACACGUAAACAUAUCGUGAACAGCAAAGUAAAGCCAUAGGGCAUCUCCUACAACGCCGACUUUGAUGUUUUGAACCAGAAAUCGUUCUGCAGAUGCCUGGUUUGAGACAAAGAGGGCUGGAAGAAUAACAUAUGAUAGUAGAAAAAGUUGAAGUUGUAAUACUUGGAUCAUACUCAGUGAUCUAAUUCUUUUUCAUUCAUAUUUUGAACCAGAGAUCCUUCUGCAGAUGCGCGGUGUGAAGAAAAGAGGGCUGGAAGAAAAACAUACCUUAAUAGAAAAAGAUGAAGUUGUAAUAUUUCUUAGAUCAUAUACUGAGCUAAUUCGAUUUCUCAAUAACCAAGGUUUUAACAGUAUUAAGACAUGAAUCUCAGAGAAUCAGUCCGCGUAUGCAUAAUCAGAACACUUUUACUGUAUGGUUACUGGAAUUUCCUAAGUGAGAAGAGGUAACCCUCAAGAUAAACCUUUCUUAAUUAGUCAGUGGGACAGACAACAUUGUCUUAAUUAGACAAGGAUAGUAAUAAACCUUCUCUUAACAUGGACAGUAACCUAAAAAAAAUGACUAUAAAUAAACUCCAAACCUGUAGACAAUCAUGUAAACAUCAGACACUCACUGAUGGGGUGUCUUUGCACGAAGGAAAGACGUAUAUUUGAAGAUCCAUCGAUGCUUUCCACUCAAACAAUAUUUACAGUGAAAGAGGUCAAAACAUUGAACGAGCUAUAUAGGAAACUGGGCAGCACUUUAGUCGAUGAUGGUUUCCUCAACAGAGAGGAGUUUAAGCUUGGAUUGUUUAGGAAUAGCAAGGAGAAGUCUCUUUUUGCCGAUAGGAUGUUCGAUAUGUUCGAUUCCAAACAUGAUGGAGUGAUCGAUUUCGGGGAGUUCGUCAGAUCAAUGAGUAUAUUCCACCCCGACACACCUCAAGAGGAGAAAGCCAUUUUUGCAUUUAGAUUAUAUGACAUAUGGCAGACUGGAUUCAUUGAGAAAGAAGAGGUAAAGGAGAUGAUUGUAGAGUUUCUUAAUGAGUCAAACCUAAUCCUUUCUGAUGACAUUAUUGAAGAUAUAAUAGAUAAGACUUUCGAGGAAGCUGAUUCAGACAAAGACGGGAUGAUAGACAUAGAAGAAUGGAAAGACUUAGCAGUGCGGAGACCAACGCUGUUAAGGAACAUGACAAUUCCUUAUUUGAAGGACAUGACAACAUUUCCGAGUUUUACAAUGAGAACAGAGAGAGAAGAUGAGAUCAAUAUUUAGUCUUUGAUAGUGACAAACUAACUAGCCAUCAUAUGAAAUGUGAGAACUUCUUUCAACUGUUCAACGAGUGGA
Messenger RNA from Sesamum indicum (sesame), 1535 nucleotides. RefSeq names its product calcineurin B-like protein 7. The record is from RefSeq and is a predicted model, not a curated record. Gene Ontology annotation, molecular function: kinase binding; calcium ion binding. Lineage: Eukaryota; Viridiplantae; Streptophyta; Magnoliopsida; Lamiales; Pedaliaceae. Gene Ontology annotation, biological process: calcium-mediated signaling.